CUGCAUUUCCUGAUGGAAGGGAAAACAGCUGUAGGUGAAAACAUAAGCGUACGGCUCAGUGUGUGAGCUGUAGCGUAUCACACUUGUUGAGGUGACGAACGUACGAAGUACUAAGAAUUAAUCACGUGUAUUCUCACUACACUCGUUAAAAUGGGUGUCUACGACCACCUGGAUUCGAAGUACAAUAUGAUGGGCGCAUCAAGUUUUUCUAAACUAACCCCAAAACGGCCUAACACUGUCGUAUUCGGUGCGGGUCCUAGUAAAGCGCAGAAAAUGAACGAGGAGGAGGUCCAACAGCCUGCACCCGAAAAGGACAAGGAUCCGAAUGCUUUCCACAAAUGUAGAAAAACGCUACCCGUCUAUCAUCAUCGUAAAAGAUUGAUGAACAUUAUAAAGGAGCACGAUAGUCUGAUCAUAAUUGGAGAGACUGGCAGUGGCAAAACUACGCAGAUUCCGCAAUUUUUAUUUGAUGCUGGUUUAGCCACAUCUGGAUGUAUCGGUAUCACGCAACCGCGCAGAGUAGCAGCGGUUAGCAUAGCAUCAAGAGUCGCUCAAGAACAAGGAGUCAAAUUGGGAAAAUUAGUCGGAUAUUGCGUCCGUUUUCAGAAUAUGACCUCUUCUCAAACGAAAAUCAAGUAUAUGACAGAUGGUAUGAUGGUGCGAGAGGCGAUAACUGAUCCACAUCUGUCGGAUUAUUCGGUGGUGAUACUCGACGAAGCUCACGAGCGAUCUGUGCAUACCGACGUUCUGUUCGGAGUAGCGAAACGGGCACAACAUUUGCGGGAGUUGAAAAAAGAGUUGCCGCCCCUGAAACUCAUCAUUAUGUCGGCGACGAUGGAUAUAGACAAGUUCGUUAAGUAUUUCAAUGCGCAAGCGGUUUACUUGGAAGGUCGGCAACACGAAAUAAAAGUUUAUCAAUCAGUUUCCACGUACGAAAAUUACUGGGUGCCUGCAUUAGCUACACUAUUUCAAAUACAUCGCGAGGCGCCCCCAAAUGAAGAUAUUCUUGUAUUUUUAACUGGUCAAGAAGAGAUAGAAUCGGCCGUAACGUACACUCGCGAGUUGGGUAAGCAUCUGAGCAAUCUUGUCGACAAUCCGCCUCUAAUGGUUUUUCCAUUGUACUCGGCAUUACCUACCCGUCAACAGUUGGAGGCCUUUAGACCGUCACCGCCGGGGUCACGCAAAGUAGUAUUUUCGACUAAUAUUGCCGAAACGUCUGUUACCAUUGGUGGUAUUCGUCAUGUGAUUGAUACCGGUGUUGCCAAGGUAAGGACUCAUCAUCCGAUGACAGGAUUAGAUAUGUUGAAAGUGGAGAAAAUCUCAAAGGAACAAGCAAGACAAAGGAUGGGAAGAGCCGGUCGAGAAGCACCCGGCAAAUGUUACAGAACUUACACACAAGAAGAAUUUGACAGGCUGGAGGAUACGACAAUACCCGAAAUUAAAAGGUGCAAUCUCACGGGAGUCGUCCUUCAACUUCUCGCUAUCGGAAUCGACAUCACUACCUUUGAUUUCAUGGACCAACCACCCAAGCAGGGUAUAGACACAGCCAUGAAAUGUUUGGAGAAUUUAGGCGCAAUUACAGGAUCUCAACUGACUACGCUUGGUCGAACGAUGUCACGGUUUCCCUUAGACCCUCGAUUCACCAAAGUAAUCCUUGCGUCGGUGGAACACAGGUGUUUAGAAGAGGCAUUGACAGUUGUUGCUUUACUAUCGGGAGAAUCGAUAUUUAUAGACUCGACUGCGAAAAGGGUACAAGCUGUCAAGGCACGCGAACGUUUCACUUCGCCCGAGGGAGAUCACGUAAUGCUGUUGAAUAUAUUCCGCCAAUACCAGAGCACCAAGCAAAAGAAGGUCUGGUGCCACGAAAACUUCUUGCACUAUCGAAAUCUGCAGUAUGGCUCGGAGGUAAGGCAACAGCUCGCGGCGUUGGCGGAACGUGCGAAUUUGGAAAGUGCGAGCUGCGGAACGAAUACGGAACAACUCAGAAAAGCUCUGCUCGAAGGACUUCAUGAGAAUCUCGCGGAACUGCAACGGGACGGGACGUAUGUCACGACGUUCACGAAGCAGCCGGUAACCAUACAUCCUUCCUCGGCGUUGCACGGCACGAAGACGUCGAUGGUGCUAUUCACGGAAAUGGUGGCCACUUACAAAUGUUACCUUCGCGGUCUGUCUGUCAUCGACCCCGGCUGGUUGACUGAAAAGAAUACCGGCCCUAGGAGACGCAACUGACGCAACUGUUUGUGCCACAGCAUUAUUUAUAUGGUGCUUAUUUUCACUGACGUCGGGUAAAGCGAAGCUGAUCGAGGCUGUCGCAUAAAUGAGACGAUGCUGUACAAAUGACGAAAAAUCAAGUAGCACUAUUGAUACAAGCUUUGAGAGAUCGAUUGAAAAGUGACGGCAAUUGGUUUUUAGAUAAUUAUUGUAUAGCCAAAGGGGUUACGAAGUAACGCGUUACUUUGAAGUAACGCCGAUAUCACUAAGCUACUUAUUUUAAUAAAUAAUUACCACAAAUUUCUAAAAGAUGCCUUAAGGUUGUCUAAAAAACGUUUAAGAGAAAUACAACGUUUUUUUUAAUGUCUUUAAGACAUCUUAUAUAAUAGUUAUACUAGUCUGGGUAGUAAAAAAUUACUUUUCAAAAGUAACUUUUCCAACUCUAAUGUUGUCCUAUUUAUAUCUGGAGUUCUUCAUCGACUUUCGCUCACAUCGACAAUCUUAUUGAGAUGAGGAGGGAGGAAGCGACUUUUCUCUAUUUAUAUACUUUAAUAAGAUGUGCAAAUAAAAUUGUUGUUACGUGUAAUUAAUAAAAGAGUUUUAUUUAAA
Messenger RNA from Odontomachus brunneus, 2820 nucleotides. RefSeq names its product ATP-dependent RNA helicase DHX33 (gene ath). The record is from RefSeq and is a predicted model, not a curated record. Gene Ontology annotation, molecular function: RNA binding; ATP binding. Lineage: Eukaryota; Metazoa; Arthropoda; Insecta; Hymenoptera; Formicidae. The coding region runs from base 151 to 2229 and encodes 692 amino acids. The transcript has 8 exons. Gene Ontology annotation, biological process: positive regulation of transcription by RNA polymerase I. Gene Ontology annotation, cellular component: intracellular anatomical structure; nucleolus.